Clonostachys byssicola is the source of this 1533-nucleotide messenger RNA. NCBI's taxonomy places the organism in Eukaryota, Fungi, Ascomycota, Sordariomycetes, Hypocreales, Bionectriaceae. The record is from the annotation of a GenBank genome assembly.
AUGAAAGCCUGGAGCUUCCCUACAUACUGUAUCUUUUGGUUUGGUCUCGCUUUUGGCAACUGGAGUCUGGGCUCUGCUAUGAUUGGAAUUGGUCUAAACUGGUGGCAAGCUAUAGUUGUGAUCUUCGUGUCCCAAAUGAUUGCCGCGAUUGCAAUGGCCUUCAACUCCCGCGCCGCCACAACUUACCACCUAGGCUACCCAGCCAUCAGCCGAGUCGUCUUUGGCAUGGUGGGUAGCUACUGUUUUGUUGGCAGUAGAGCCAUUUUAGCUUCGGUCUGGUAUGGCAUUCAGCUUUAUUCUGGUGCAAGCCACGUCGCCAACAUGCUUCGAGCGAUCUUUGGCGACAGUUACAAGAACAUGCCGAAUCAUCUUCCUGCUUCUGCCGGAAUUGCCACGAACAAGAUGAUAGCAUUCUUCAUCUUCUGGCUGAUUCACCUCGGGUUUUGUUUCUUCCGGCCAUAUCAACUUACCGAAUUCUUUUGGUUCAAAGGAUUUAUCAUGGUACCCGCCGUCUUUGGAGUUUUCAUCUACUGCAUGAUUGAAACGGGAGGCCAAAUCAACCACACCCUGCCUCAAGCGAACGCUACUAGCGGCAUGGGAUGGUUUAUCAUUCAAGCAAUUAACACUGGGAUGGGAAACUCUGCCACCCUCAUUACGAAUCAACCCGACAUUUCGCGAUGGAGUAAGACCAAGUCUGCGCCGGGAGUUUCAUCAAUGCUCGUAAAGCCCAUUACCUGCACACUUGCCGCGAGCCUAGGCAUUCUAGCCACAGCUGCAAUCAAUGGGAAAUGGGGCCUCACAUUAUGGAACCCAUGGGACCUUCUUGACGCUAUACAAGACCGUCAUAAUGGUUCAGGCCCCCGGUUUGCCAUUUUUCUUGCUGCCUUUACCUGGACGGUAGGGAUUCUUGGCACCAACAUAGCUGCCAACAUGAUUGCGUUUGGUUCAGAUGUGUCACUUAUUGCGCCUCGUUACAUCGACAUGAAACGAGGCUUUUUUCUCGCCCAGGUGUUAGCUUAUGCGAUCGUGCCAUGGAAGAUCAUGUCGUCGGCCAAGACAUUCACCUCAUUCCUAUCAGGAUAUGGUCUCUUCAUGGCGAGCGUUGCCGCGAUUAUGAUUGCUGACUAUUUCAUUACCACAAGAGGCAACAUCAAGCCAGCCUGGUUAUUUGAUCCAAGGAAAACUAAUAAGUACUACCAUUAUCACCAAGGCUUCAACUUGCAAGCAGUCAUUGCAUAUCUCAUCGGAAUUGCCCUCCCUCUUCCCGGCUUUCUCUCAUCACUGGGUGUGCCUGGAGUUGGAGUGGCCGGCCAACGUCUCUUCUCUCUCGGCUGGCUUCUGUCAUUCUUUGUAUCAUUGAUCUCUUACCCGCUGAUUUGCAAGUUCUGGCCAACUGAAAAUCAGAAGCUUUUCCGCGAGGAAGGGCUGACAUGGGAAGAGUCUUCCAAGACCACAAUUGAAGGCGUGUAUGUCGGAAUUGCUCCGGACGGGGUCAUUCCGGACAUAGAGAAGAUCGUCAAAGAGGAGGCUUAG